Messenger RNA from Bipolaris zeicola 26-R-13, 843 nucleotides. RefSeq lists its product as uncharacterized. Gene Ontology annotation, molecular function: DNA-binding transcription activator activity, RNA polymerase II-specific; RNA polymerase II transcription regulatory region sequence-specific DNA binding. Gene Ontology annotation, cellular component: nucleus. The record is from RefSeq and is a predicted model, not a curated record. Gene Ontology annotation, biological process: regulation of transcription by RNA polymerase II. NCBI's taxonomy places the organism in Eukaryota, Fungi, Ascomycota, Dothideomycetes, Pleosporales, Pleosporaceae. The coding region runs from base 1 to 843 and encodes 280 amino acids. The transcript is spliced from 2 exons.
AUGUCAUCCUACAAGGGGCAGCGAGGGCCCAACGUGUCCCAGUACAUCGCGACGCUCAACCAGCCAUCGCCUCAGCAGGACCUGCUCGCCGAUCCAGCGCCAGCAGAAGACUUCUCUGACUUCCUCAACGCCGACUUCUUCGACGUCAGCAACGCCCGCCACCCCAGCGUCGACUUCGGAAACGCAGGCAACUUCGAUCUCAAUCUCGACAACCAGUCAUCACAGCCAUUGAAGAGUCCCGAGGGAUUUCAACCUGCCGCGAGCGCAAGCAUGGAUUUCAACUUGAAUGGCGACUUCCCCUUCACCGACUUCCCCAACUUCCCUACCAAUGCCGCCUUUGAUCCGGCCCUGCCGCUCGCACACGGUCAGCCCAACCACUACCCGCUGGCCCCCGGAUUCGCCUCACCCAACGCAUCUCUAUCACCAAUCACACCAGGCUACGAUCAAGCAUCCAAGAAGCGCAAGCUCGAUAAUGUCUCACCCGUGAUGCCGCAGUCACUCGACGAGAACGCUCGCAUCGCCGCAGAAGAAGACAAGCGCCGCCGCAACACAGCCGCAAGCGCCCGCUUCCGCAUCAAGAAGAAGCAGCGCGAGCAGGCUCUCGAGCAGUCGCAGAAGGAAGCACAGGAGAAGGUAGCCAAGCUCGAAGCCACGAUUGAGCAGCUGCAGACGGAGAAUGCCUGGUUGAAGAGCCUCAUUACGGAAAAGAACGGCGGUAAGAGCACGACGGAUGAAAUCAAGGCGCUCAUCAACAAGCGGGAGCAGGCGGCAAGUGGACGGAGUAGCUCUGCACACACAGACGGCGUGGGGACACAGGCUAAGAGCCCAAAGGCGGAGGCCUAA